Molecule: messenger RNA, 857 nt
Organism: Theobroma cacao (cacao)
Lineage: Eukaryota; Viridiplantae; Streptophyta; Magnoliopsida; Malvales; Malvaceae
Product: MLP-like protein 31
Biological process (GO): defense response
Source: RefSeq, a predicted model, not a curated record
CAGACAAUAGUCUAUAAAAGGGCACUUAGCUGCUACAAUAUUGCAAUGCAUUGAGCUAUAACCCUAAACUACAACCUGGUAAUAGCGAAUUAUUAACGUAAUCAAGAAAUCUCGGUGAAACAAUGGCGUCGGCUCUGACCGGUAAGCUUGAAGGUGAUGUAGAGAUCAAGGCUUCCGCCGAGAAGUUUCAUGAUAUGUUCUGCAACAAACCCCACCACGUGUCCAACACCUGCUCUGAAAAGGUACAAGGAUGUGAGUUACAUGACGGUGACUGGGGGACUGAGGGUUCCAUUAUCUGCUGGAGUUAUGUGCAUGAUGGAGAGGCUAAGAAAGCAAAGCAGGUAAUUGAAGCAAUAGACUCUGAGAAGAACUCAAUCACUUUUAGAAUGAUUGAAGGAGACCUCAUGAAGGAGUACAAGAGCUUUGUAGUCAAAUUUCAAGCUACACCCAAAAGCGAGGGUGAGGGCAGUAUAGUGCACUGGACUUUCGAAUACGAAAAGCUGCACGAGGGCAUUGCACAUCCGGAGACCCUGCUGGAAUUCCUACUUAGUGUCUCCAAAGACAUCUCCGCUCACCUCACCCAAGGAAAUUAACGAUUGUCGAAUCCCAUGUUGUGUGCUACUACAACAAUAAGUACUGAUCUAAGAAUAAGCUUUCUUUCGUAUUUUAAUUUGAAUAUUUGUGUGUUGGAAUAUGCUGUAAGCCUGACGUGAGAAGCUUUCUGUGUUAUGGGCCAAGAGAACUUAAAAAAAAAAAAGGACACAGAGAAAGCUUUUUAUGUUCUUGUAUGUUUAUUUGUUGUUUUAUGUACCGAUUUGAAUGUAUCUUAUUUUGUGUGUGUGUGUGCGAUUUCUUAA